AUGGCUUCAGCAAUUUCAAUUCCUCUUCUGGAGGACCUGAACAGCUCCCAAAUUAAUCAAGAUUCUGAGUUUCAUGCCUCCAAACCAAGUCUCACUUUAUCAGAGGUGAUUUUGGAGAUCAAAAUGCUGUACACAAUCGCGUUCCCCAUGAUCGUCACCGGCCUACUCAUCUACGGCAAGUCCCUCAUAUCCAUGCUCUUCUUGGGCCACCUCGGCAAGCCCGCCCUCGCCGGCGGGUCCCUUGCCAUCGGCCUCGCCAACAUCACGGGCUACUCCGUCAUCUCGGGCCUCGCCUCCGGCACCGAGCCCAUUUCCUCCCAGGCCUUCGGGGCCCGCCGCUGGCCCCUCAUGGCCCAAACCCUACACCGCACCAUCAUCCUCCUCCUCCUUGCAUGCAUCCCCAUCUCCAUUCUAUGGCUCAACAUCCGACCCGUCCUCUCCCUUUUCGACCAAAACCCCGAAAUCUCCAAAAUAGCCUCCACCUAUCUCGCCUUCUGCCUCCCGGACCUUCUUCUCCAGUCGUUCAUAAAUCCUAUCAAAAUUUAUCUGAGGUCCCAAAACAUCACCCUCCCGCUUAUGCUCGGCUCGGGUUUUUCCCUGGCCUUGCAUGCACCCGUCAAUUACUUGCUCGUUCGGAGAACGGGCCUUGGCGUGAAGGGGGUGGCUCUUUCGGUGGUUGUGUCCGAUCUCGUUUUUCUUGGGAAUCUGACGGUUUACAUGGCGUGCGCUUGGGGUUUGGAGAGGAAAACGCGGGCCAGGGGCACGGCCCGGGAGAUCGAGUGGGUCCCUAUACUGAGCCUGGCCCUGCCCAGCUGUUGCUCGGUGUGUCUCGAGUGGUGGUGGUACGAGAUCAUGAUUGUUCUCUCGGGCAAUUUGUCGAACGCCCCGGAGGCGGUGGCGGCCAUGGGGGUGCUCAUGCAGGCCACGUCGCUGGCUUAUGUGUUCCCGUCCGCGGUGGGGCUGGCGGCGUCGACGAGGGUCGGGAACGAGCUUGGCGCCGGGAGGGCGGAGGAGGCGCGGGCGGCGAGCGCGGUGGCAGUGACGUGCUCGGCCGUGACGAGCGCGGCGGCGGCGGGGGCGAUGGCGGCGAUGGGUGGGGCGUGGGGUAGGGCGUUCACUGGGGACGGGGCGGUGGUGGGGCUGACGGCGGCGGUGAUGCCGGUGGUGGGGCUGUGCGAGCUGGGGAACUGGCCGCAGACGGCGGGGUGCGGGGUGCUGAGGGGGAGCGCAAGGCCCGGGGUCGGGGUGCGGAUCAACCUGGGCUCGUUUUAUGGGGUGGGCCUGCCGCUGGCGGUGUUUAUGGGCUUUGGGAUGAGGAUGGGCUUGAUGGGCCUGUGGCUGGGGCUAUUGGGGGCCCAGGUGGUGUGCGCGGGGGUCAUGGUAUGGGUCUUGAGCAGGACAGAUUGGGUGGUUCAGGCGAACAAGGCCAGGGAACUGAUUGGGGCGGUGGAAUUAAAUCGUGAAGGAGAAAGUUUAUUAGCAGCCACAAAAAUUGUAUACUGA
Striga hermonthica is the source of this 1503-nucleotide messenger RNA. Lineage: Eukaryota; Viridiplantae; Streptophyta; Magnoliopsida; Lamiales; Orobanchaceae. The record is from the annotation of a GenBank genome assembly.